Molecule: messenger RNA, 2151 nt
Organism: Limanda limanda (common dab)
Lineage: Eukaryota; Metazoa; Chordata; Actinopteri; Pleuronectiformes; Pleuronectidae
Product: interleukin-31 receptor subunit alpha
Exons: 16
Coding region: 1-2151 (716 amino acids)
Biological process (GO): cytokine-mediated signaling pathway
Cellular component (GO): external side of plasma membrane; signaling receptor complex
Molecular function (GO): cytokine receptor activity; cytokine binding
Source: RefSeq, a predicted model, not a curated record
AUGCUCACGCUUCAUGUGCACAGCAGCUCUAUUUGUGGAAAGAAGAAGUUCAAACUCCAGGGAACCUACAGUCUGAUUCUUGCUUAUUUUCUCUCCUCUCAUGUUCAAGCAUCUUACGUGAGGUGCAAGUCGAAGAAUGAAACUUCCAAAUAUCAACACUGUCGGCUUCACCCAGACGGAGUCCAUGAUUUAGAUUGUUUUGGUAGAUUUAAGAAUCGUGGUAUGAAAGAGUGUGUGUGGAAACCUGGAAACCACACAUCAGAGAAGAUAUAUACACUCUUGCUGAUACAGAAAAAAAAAAAGGAAUAUUGCAACAUCACCGAAUCCUCUAUAACCAUCACGGUAUUUAAAAAACUGAACAUGACUGUCACCGUUUUUGAAAAUGGCGAGUCAGAGAAAUGCACAAAGUCAGUUUUCAGCGGUUCACCGAGUAGCCUGUUGAGAUGUGAUCCUCCAUAUGAAGUGUCCUUCCGCCGCCGGCUUGGAAAUCUACAUGUGAAUGUGAGCUGGCAACAGGAUGCCGUAAAGAAUUACUCUGUGAGGUAUAAGGUGCUGGGAAGCCUGUUAUGGAUCGAGCCACCGGUUCAAUCCCAAAACAAAAGUGGAUGCACAGUGGAGAAUCUAAACUCUUCUGCGUUCUACACUGUACAAAUACAAUGUGUCACUACUGAGCAAUGCUCCCAGUGCCCAUGGAGUGAGACCUACACUGUCCCAUCAGAGCUGACAGCACAGCCUGCCAUCGUCAACCUUGAAGACAGUGACAUCGCAGAGAGAACAGGCAGCAGGCUGCUCUCUCUGCACUGGAAGUUUCCUGCCACAGAGUCGUAUGACAGCUACCUUGUGACCGUUGCUAAAGCGUCAGGAGAGCCUCCGUGUGAGCGGAUGACAACGACUCGGCCUGAGAUCAGACUGAUUCUCUCCUUCUCCUCUUAUCAUCUCAACAUCAGUGCUGUGAACAACGCCAGCAUCUCCCCAGCAGUGAGCCACACGAUACCUCAGCGAGAGGACGUGCACAGUAUUGAAGAGGGGAAGCUGAACGUGACCGUCCACAGCAACAUAUCUUUUACUGUUUCCUGGAAAGACGAUCUCAUCAAAACCUACGUGUGCUUCUCUGCUGAGUGGAUGAGAAAGAGACAUCAAAGAGCGUCCAAGUCCUUUUAUCAGAACGAAAACAACUGGAAGACCUUAUCUCCUUUAAAAGCAGAGCCCCUGGAGCCUUACAAGAGAUACAGCCUCACGCUGCACACACGACCAAACAAGGUCACUUGCAACAUCAAGUACAUCAACAGCAGUGAGAGCACCUACGGGACGACACAGUUCUACUCCAUCCAAGGAUCUCCCGUCAGAGCUCCCAACAUCAGCAUCUGCAACAUGACGAGGAAUUCAGUGGUGCUGCAGUGGUCGUCCAUCCCGGAGGACGACAUCAGAGGCUUCCUGCUGGGUUACAGGAUCCACUACAUGGAGUACCACCACCAGGGGACGAGUACAGAGAGAAAUAUCACAGUGGAUCCACAGUCUGACACCUGUGAACUUGUGGAUCUGGAAGGAGGCACAGCCUACCAGGUCCAGAUCUCAGGCUUCACCGAGGCAGGAGCAGGAGUACGAAGCACAGCGUCCAUCUUUAAAACCAAGAUGCACCAAGGAUAUUUUCAUUAUUACAUCAAUGGUUAUAUCAUUCCUAUUGCUGUUGUGGCCGCUGUGCUGUUUUUUGCAUCAAUAAUAAUAAAGAGAGCUAAAGUCAUCCUGUGGCCCAGCAUACCGAACCCUUUGAACAGCAAUGCAAUGCAGAAAAUAGCAAAACUGGAACUCCUGGACUCCCUCAAACACCUGAACGUAGAAGAAUCCACAGACAGUCUUCAGAUAGUAGAGAAGGAAGCUUUGGUCCCUCCCAACACAUUAGCAUCAGUGUUUGUGCUCCUCCACGACGAGGAGGAGGAGGAGGGACACUCACCAGAAAUGACUUGUACCUGGGUCCAAAGUGACAUCGAAGAGCAUCCAGCUGGAGAUAUCGAACCCGACCACACUGCAGACAACUUCCACAGUUCCCCUUGUGCCUUUUCAAGUGACUACACAACAAUGGAGAUGUUCCAGCAGCAGAUGCCUCAGGGCAGCACAGCAAACCCAGAGACAGAUCCACAGGACACGUAUUGA